Mucor mucedo is the source of this 1785-nucleotide messenger RNA. RefSeq lists its product as uncharacterized. Lineage: Eukaryota; Fungi; Mucoromycota; Mucoromycetes; Mucorales; Mucoraceae. The transcript has 2 exons. Bases 1 to 1785 code for a protein of 594 amino acids. The record is from RefSeq and is a predicted model, not a curated record.
AUGAUUAUGAAUAAAUGGAAUAAUAUACCAAAUGAAAUAUUAAAAACCAUUGUCCAAAACACACCCCAUACACCAAAUCCCCAUUGGAUGUAUGUCAAUAGGCAGUGGUUAAACGUGUAUCAAGCAAUAUCAUUUAACGCCAUAUCAGUGAGAUUGAAACCCUCUGAUAAGACCUUACAUAAUAUACUCUAUUCCCUUUUUGAGCCUGGUAGAUGGGUCAAAAAAGUAAGAAUAAGGGUCAUCGAUACACCACCCGACAAUAGCCAGAUCGAUCCUUCCACCGACUCGCUCUCUAAUCUCAUGCAACGAUGUCCUUACGUCAACCAAGUCCAUUUGGUGGAGGCCAAUGAUCAACACUGGGCUUAUUUUCGAAACGUGCUCCUUUCAAAAAGUCAUGAUAGUUGGGACCGCAUCCGUUAUCUGGAGCCUUCCUUUUGCAAGGAUGAUACUUUGAUCUAUUCAAUGUAUUUGGAUUGUGCUCUUCAUCUAAAGAAAACAUUGGUAGCACUUUCACUCAAACAGGUAACCAUCUAUUCAAGUCGUCGUCUCCAGUUUUUCACAGGCUUUGAAUCAUUGACAACUUUAACCAUCAUGGAUGGAAAUUUCUUGACCAGCAAAUUCGACCGAGAAAUCCUAAUUCAAAAUUUGCCUUCCUGUACUUCAAGCCUUACCGUCAUCAACGCUCAGUCUACAGCCCAUGAUUUCCAUGCAACCGGUACUACUCGUGUGUCUGAUAAUGCUACCACCAUUUUUUCGAAUAUCAAGGAACUCACCAUCAUCAACUUUGACACUCAAUCGGACAAUGCAUUUUUGCAGCUCAUCCACGAGUUCCCCCACCUCUGUAAAUUGACAUUGACAACAAAUGAAGAUAUGAACUUUUACGUAGCUAUCCAUCCUUUCACUGGGAAAGACAAGGUGGGUGUUCAUAUCCUAAAUGCCUUCUUUGAUUACAUACACGCAAUAGCAUCCGUUGAACUCGUGCUUGGUUUCUAUAAUACGGAUAUGUUCCUCCAACAUUAUUACAAUUAUCACAAUAGCAAGAUAGAUCAAGGCAAAGCUAGCGUUAUAAACGAGGUCUCCUUUCAGCAAACCUUACCCCGUGAUACUAUAAUCAGUCAAGACGUUUCUCCUCAAGCCUUCAGCAGCAACGAUAUUUCAGCACACAAGGUUGAGAUUAAUAUAGAAGACGGACAGACCAAAGUGGAAGCGUACUUUUGGAAAGAAUUUGAUGUGUGGCAAUUGGAGAAUAGAGUGAUUGAAGAGAUUUUAUUUUAUGGUAUACGCUCUGAACUCUUUCGACCUACAAUCGAUCUGGGCCGAAUGUUGGCUAGUCAUCAACACUUGCGUCGAUUGACACUUCAGGAUGGCCCGUUUCUGUUAGAGCUACCCGAUACCACUGACCAUGUGCAAUCGACAGUGCAAUAUUUGGAACUUUUAAAUGUGAUUGGAGUCAAUCCGACUGCCAUUGCUAGCAUGUUUCGCUAUUUAAAAAUACUUCAUUUAAGCUACACGGAUUAUUUUCUUAGAAUGGGAUGUUGGAUCUACCGCAUUCUUUGUUGGCCACCUACAUUAGCUAUUCGUGUUCAUGCCAAGGAGAAAGGCAAAGUAAGGUAUCUGGCUUGUAAUCUCCAAACUCAGUAUGAAAUUGAUUACGCAAGGUUUGAGUCCCUGAACGAAUCCCCUCAUGUAGUGGUAUUGGGCGUGACAUUCAAGUCGAUUCGCAAGUUUAUAUUCUCCAGAUCACGCAUAUACAAGGUCGAUCAUGAGGUUGUGGUAUAUUUUUAG